Megachile rotundata (alfalfa leafcutting bee) is the source of this 4763-nucleotide messenger RNA. RefSeq lists its product as uncharacterized. Gene Ontology annotation, cellular component: nucleus. Gene Ontology annotation, biological process: regulation of transcription by RNA polymerase II. The record is from RefSeq and is a predicted model, not a curated record. Lineage: Eukaryota; Metazoa; Arthropoda; Insecta; Hymenoptera; Megachilidae. Gene Ontology annotation, molecular function: protein binding.
UAUAUAAAACAUUAGCCUCUGUGGCCACAUGAAGAUGAGAAAAAUCAAAUCAACCGUCGCCAUUGGAUUUUUAUCGCAUUAUAAUAACCAGUAUGGGUUCGAGUCAACAAUUUUCUCUUAGGUGGAAUAAUUAUUUGAAACACAUUACGUGUGCUUUUGACACAUUAAGGACAGAAGAAGAUCUUGUCGAUGUAACUUUAAGCUGCGAGGGUAAAAGAAUAAGAGCGCACAAAAUGCUCUUAUCGGCGUGUAGUACAUAUUUUAGAGAUUUAUUUAAGGAAAAUCCUUGUCAGCAUCCAGUUAUAAUAUUUCGUAACGUGAAAUUCGAUGAUUUAGCUGCCUUAGUUGAUUUUAUGUAUCAAGGUGAAGUAAACGUAGUUCAAGAACAGUUAGCAAGUUUUUUAACUACCGCCGAAUUAUUAGCUGUUCAAGGUCUUACAGAUGGUACAGGAAAAGAUAACGACAGUUUAGUAGAGGAUGAUAUGGAACUUCCUAACGAACCUGAAAUUCAACUUCAAAAUGCUGCCAGCAAAACAAUGGAUAGUAAAAGAAAUAAGUCACCAUCAUCGCCGAUGCCUUAUCAUCCCAUCGAUAUACAACCCGACGCUCCACCAAGCAAAAGACGAAAAUGUCGGGAAAAUGCGAAUACAAAUGCAGAUAAGACUGUAGGUAAUGCUUUAUCUACGAAAGACUCCGAAAAUAAAUCAUCGGAAAAUCAGUCGACGGCCGGCUCGGAUCCCGUUGAAAUAAUUCCUCUUAUGCCAAAUUUGAAAUUGGAAAUGCCCGAGUAUUUAGUACAAGAUGGAAGUAGCUGUAGUUACGAAGAACAAAGUUUAGGAGACAAUUCGCUAAAUAAAAUUGGUAUAGAAGAUACAUCUUCUAACACCCCGGAACAUGAUCAGAAACCCGACAUCACUCAAACAUUCUAUUCAAGUAAUCAGUCCACUUCGGAUAGUAUGGAUCUCAAACAUCAGUCAGCGGAUGUUGGCCACUUACUUUCAAAACCUAGUACAUCCGGAGAAAGGUUAACGCAAGAGGCAGUACAGGGGGGGGUGGGACGCAAUCGGAAGCAUGUUGGCGAUACAACUGGUCAAGUGGUGAUGCAGGGUCCAGGGCGUUUUUCGUGCAGACUCUGCGGAAGCGUUUACAAGCACCUUGCUUCGCUGACCCAGCACCUCGAAGUGCAUCGCAACCAGACAACCUGCAUCCUAUGUCACACCACUCUCAGUCGUAGAACCGACCUGCGACGUCACAUGCGUUUGAAACAUAACAUGCAAUGGCAAAAAACGAUCCAGAAACAGCGCAGCUCGAAAAACGAAUUGGACUCAUAGAGAUUCUUUAUCGCGCCGAGAGAAACGUUGCUUCUCGCUCCGCUCUGAUUUCCUCCCACUUUUUUUUUCAUUUUUUAUUCUUUUUCUCUUUCUUGUAAAGUAUUUUUUCGGUCGAAUCGGAAGGACCGUUCGAUCUUUUUCACUCCCGUACAUUUUUGUUUUUUUUAUCUUCGUUAUCUUUCAACUUUCUCCCUCCCCGUUACAUCGUAAACGUUUAUUUUAUUCCUUCCUUUUCGCGUUCGCUAUUUAGCAGUUUACCGAUGUCAGUCUUCUUUCCCGUUUGGUAAGUGCGCUUUCACCGAGCCAUCAUCGAUCUACUUAAAACAUCGACACAGCGUUUGAUACACUUUGUACAGACCGAGAGACGAACCGAUUAACGCUCGUUCAUCGCGUAUACAUACAGUAUUAGAGCCGAGAGAAAAAUUCAACGAUCUGCGUUGUUCGUAAUACGCUAACUUUAUUCGCGCGACUUUUAACGACUUUUAAAGCACGCAAUUCAGCGAGUAGACUCGUGAAUAAGCUCGUUCGUACCUACGGUUCGUCUCACAGUAGUAGAUAUACGGCCUUUGGGCGCAACGCGUUAAGGGUUUUAAGCGACUCCGUGGACAGUAACAUGGGACUUAAUUUAUUAUUAUCAUUUUCGAUCUCAAAUUCGUUGCCAGUGUAUAAUAUCAGAUCUCUUAGAUGUUCCCCGUAACGAUUACGCUAUAGUUUCCGUAGCAAGAGGGAAACACGUACUCUUCCAUCGAGAAACAAGAAUCGUGUCACUAGCAACAAACGAUCAACUUUACUUUUAGUUUCGUAACUCGAUUAAGAGAACGCGCUGAUUGAUUUUCGUUUCUCGUCGUCGCGUUGCUCCGAAUAUCGUGGCGAGUAAUCGAAAAGAUUUUGCUUUUUUAUUCUUGUUCCGACAUUCGACGCUGCGAAACGAAUAAAGCUCUCCUCUCUGUGUAAGGAUUCUAGUCAUUGCUGUACGAUACUUUUUAAGUGGUCGUUAAACGUGUCUCGUCCGUUGCCGUUGUUGUACCGUUAAUAUUGCAUCGAUCGUUUCAUGAAUAUCCUCUGUUACGCGUCCAAACGUUACCGUUCGAAUCAUCGAAGACCGUGUUGCGUUCGCAGAAACCAUCGGAGGAGAUCGACGAUGAUGCUGUUGAUAUCGAUCAGCCGCGAACUUAUAUUUAUGUAUUAAUUGACAGGUAAUCGAACGUAUGGGAUGCAAAUUAUGGAGAGUUUCACCGUAAUCAUGGUACAUUCGAGAUGAAAUUAGAUUCUUCGCGAGAAAGAGCAGACUCGAUACGUAGUAAGAGCGGAAGUAAUUUUUAUAAUGCCCUUACCUAGAAGUUCAAUCGAUAACCUAUCGACAGUUGACGCGAUUAUUAACAAAUAAAUGGAUAACGUUUCACCUUCGAGCGCUCUCUACACUUUAUUCGUAUCUAUUUAUUUAUUCGAAUCUUAACUCGAGAAAAGUUUACUUGGUUUCGAAUUCAUUGAUCUUCGAGUAGAACUCCCAAUUUCAACCGACAUACUGUCGUUCAUCGAGUUUUGUUCAGUGUUUCACGAGGAAUCUAUCCGGUUGUACCAUCGUUACGAUUGCGUUGCAUGUUUCAUAUCACUAUAUAAAGGAAUCGCAGUGUUUCGAGGCGAAUAACUAGCGACGAUAAAAUCGAAUGAUUGUGAACGGUUCGAAUCGAAUAAAAAAUAAAAGCUCCGAGAGAGAGUACGUUCACUGGUUACACUGACUCUGUUUACACGCCUGUUGUUCGCGUGCUCGAUUUUUUCGUUGCGAUCAAGAUGAAUCUUAGCUACUUCGAUGGAACGCAUAGACAGUGCCUUACAGACAACUAUCUAUACAUAUAGUUUUACAGUUUACAUAUUAACUUUUCCAGAUGUUUACCACAGUUGACAAAGACUAUAAGAGAGUAUAAAGAGAACCAACAGUUUUUUUUAUUCCUUUUGCCGGUGGCUUCGUGUAAACAUUGUCUCUGUACAAAUCUAAAGACAACUUACGAUCGUGCACAGGACAAGUAGAUGUUCGGUCGAUACGGUUUGGGAUCAUGUACCGUGCUCCGAUUCGUUUAUCGACUUUUCACGGAAAAGUGAUUUUUAUCCGUGUAUCGUUCCUCGUCGUUGAUAUUUUUUCACGAUUAACAGAAACGAGGAACAGUCGAUCGCGUAUACGUUAUUGUCGUUGUCAAAACUCGUGCGAACGUUUCGUUUCACGCUGUUGAAUCGAAACCGAGCGAAGCUUCAAAAAUUGCGUUAACGCGUACUCCGCGAAACGAUCAAGUACGAGUUUAAUAAUAACUCUCGCCCCGUACUGUUACGGUUGCGAUUGAUUAAUGAAACGAAAGAAAAGUUUACAUACUGUGCAUUGUGUAUCGUUUUAUUACUAAUUAAUUGGACGCCAGUAAUCAACAUUGUUCGAGAAUCGUACUCUAUAAGGACUAUAAAUUCUACGUAAUCUCAGUAAAUAGAUUGUAUUUAAGAAAGUGUCUGAAAAGAUAAUUAUUGUUAAGCAAACGGCAAAUUAAUCGAUAAUGUUUUAAGAAUACCUGUACAAUGAAGUUUAAUGCGACACAGCGAUUUACGAUCGAAACAACAAAUUCGAAGAAACAAAUUAAUCGAUACAAUUUUUACUUUCUAAGCAAUACGAAUAAUACGUACCUUCUUCGUUUCGAUGAACGAAAUUUUACUGCUGCGCAUCCGAACAAAUAUGUAUAUGUAUUUCGUUUCAAUCGAUCAAUUUCAAAUUACACAAUUUCGAAACGAAUGAACGCGUUUAUGCACAAUAAAGAUGCACUUGAUUCGUAGUUACACAUAGUUUGUACGUAGUUGCUCGCUGUUGAGAAUCGCACGAAGCUUCAAGGAAAGAAGAAGAAAAAAGCAAACGAUCGGAUCAAAUGCGUUUACUUAAAAAUUAAGCGAAACAUGUACUUCAUUUCGUUGCGAUGCGUUUCUGUCUUUUAGUCGGUAAGAUAUUAGAACGAACGUGUGAAUUUGUAUGGUAUAUCGCACGAUAGAUUUACUACAUCCGGUUUUAUCAUCACCGAUUAAACGAUAUUAAAAGAAAAAAAAAAGAAAAAGAAAAAACGAAUAAAAAGGGAAAAAAAAACGAAUAAAGCAUUUAUGAGAAUACGAUGAGUUAUUUCAAUAAACAAUGUUUCACAGGCCAGUAGGUUUCGCGAAGAAACGAUACGCGUAGCUAUUAUGUCUCGAAUGAAAUGUUUAUUUCGUAAACGUGUAAUUAUAAUUGUACGCGAAUGCGAAACGCACCACGUAUCUAGGAAUACAAAGUGAUCGUAGAGAUACGUAUGCUCGAUAGCGAUCGUCAAACUUUUCGUCAGCAAUUCAAAAACGUGUUUAUGUAUAUGUAAUUAAUUGUGAGCUUGUAAACGAGUUUAAAGCGACAUUAAAGUAUGCUUUGAAAUGUUA